Messenger RNA from Perca fluviatilis (European perch), 3729 nucleotides. RefSeq names its product probable 2-ketogluconate reductase. The record is from RefSeq and is a predicted model, not a curated record. Gene Ontology annotation, cellular component: cytosol. Bases 204 to 1202 code for a protein of 332 amino acids. Gene Ontology annotation, molecular function: glyoxylate reductase (NADPH) activity; hydroxypyruvate reductase [NAD(P)H] activity; NAD binding. Lineage: Eukaryota; Metazoa; Chordata; Actinopteri; Perciformes; Percidae. The transcript is spliced from 7 exons.
AGGGCGCUUUGGAGAUGCGGGUGAAGAAAGCCCAGGGUUUGGUUUUCACAUUAGGUUACCACGUUUAAUCUGCAACUUCACCCGAGGAAAAUGACAACACAACACUGGUCAAAGGUUUUUAAAACACCCCCAAGCCCUCAGCUCCUACCGGAUCACUCUGAGGAGACAGAAGGGUUGAAACCAGAGCUCGGGUUAAAAAGGUGAUGGCGGAGGAAAAAACAUGGGCGUUGGUCUCAGAGGUGGGGGGCGAGCACGGUUACCUUGAAGAGCUAGCUGACAUACUGAAACAACACUUCCGAAUCAUCUGCUACAGAGAGCUUCUAGAAGACCCAGUGCUUCACGGCCCCAAAAUCCAGGUCCUGUUCAUGUGGAAGUAUUGUCCUGCAGCCGAGCCUUUGUUGCUUGGCCUGCUUCCUUCCCUCAAAGUGGUUGUCAGCGGAGGAGUUGGCAUCGACCACCUUGACGUGCCGUUCAUUAACAGUCUCGGGGCAAAGGUGGCCAACACGCCAGGCGUAGUCAGCGACUCUACUGCAGAUUUGACCAUGGGUCUGCUUCUGGCAUCAGCUCGCAAGAUCCUUGACGGUCAUCAAAUAGCUAUUGACCCAAAGACAAUGCACAUACCACAAAGUCUGAUGGGAGUUGAAGUCACAGGGUCGACUCUAGGGAUCAUUGGAAUGGGAGAGAUUGGUUACAAAAUUGCCCAAAGAAGCAACGGAUUUGAAAUGAAGAUCCUGUAUCACAACAGGACCAGAAGAAAUGUGGAGGAUGAGCAGGCAGUUAGAGCGAGCUACUGCGAGAGCCUGGACGACCUGCUGAGGCAGUCGGACUUUGUGGUGAUAGCUGUCAAACUGACCUCGGACACAACGGGUCUCGUCGGCCACAGAGAGCUAUCCCUCAUGAAACCCACAGCAACACUGGUCAACAUCAGCAGAGGCCAAGUUGUGGACCAGGAUGCCUUAGUUAAGGCUCUCCAGUCGGGAUCAAUUCGUGCAGCAGCAUUAGAUGUGACUCAUCCUGAACCUUUACCAAGGGACCAUCCCCUCCUCGGCCUACCUAAUGUGCUGAUCACCCCCCACAUCGGUAUCAGUACCUACAAUACAGCAAGAAGGAUUGUGGAGAAGAUGGUAGAAAAUGCCCUGGCUGCAGUGAAAGGCUUACCUGUUCCAAAUGAAGUCAAGCUGCAGUUACACAAUCAAUGUUAAAUCUUUCUGCAGUGGUUGUUCAGAACUAAUGGCCUCAUUCUUUUACAUAAGAUAUCUUAGCAAUGACAUGUAAACAUAAGCAAUGGCAACAGUCAGUGUGAAAGUGCAAAAGUGUAUUAUACCAUAGUGUCUUUCACAACACACUUUUAAAAAAUAAUAGCAGUUUAUACAGAUUUAUAUGCAUUAUUUUAAAAACACUUGAAACAAAGUUAAAAUAACUUAGAAAAUAAUAAUUUUGGCCACAGGGCAUUCAUUUAGACAUGGUAACAGACACCUACUAAGUACUUCCAGUGAAACUGUCUGUUCACCGUUCUAAAUGAAUGCGCUGCACCUGCAGAAUUAAAUCGAAUAGAAGAUGAAAAAGAUGAGAUCAAGACAUAUGCUGCUGUCGCAUAAGCGUCUGCCUCACAUCCCCAAUAGCUGUUCAAACUCGCUACUUCAGGCUCCGACCGACACAUGGCACGUCAUUUGUUCGUGAAGAUCUUGAUGUUGAUUUGGGGACAAUGGCAUGGCUGGAUAGCCAGCUAGUCUUGUUGUUACCCUUAUAGAAUACAUUUGUCAAGUAUUUAGAUGAAUUAUCAUUUAACUGAAACUAUACUCUUCCCCUAACCUUACCUAAAGUGCUUUUGUUGCUUAAAUUUAACCCCCGCGUGUGACUCAUGAGCACGAGUGUGCGCAAAUGAGACCCUUGAGGCCACGUUUGUGAGUGAGUGGGACGGGGACAGACAACAGUGAGGCUGCCACUCACUCUCUAUCUGUGAUUGUAUUUUAAAAAGGGCAUGCUGUCUAGAAAUGAAGGGCACCCUUUCAGCAGGCGGCCCACACAGGCCUCCCUGAAGUCCACAGCUCGGCUGACUCGGGCUGGCCUUUUCCCUCAAGGCUGCUCCUAUAAACUGUGAAGGUGAGAACUACAUUAGCCUAUUACAGAUGUGACCUCACUGAAAACUAGAAAUGUCCUUGAGAUCUUAUGAUCGUUUCAUUUUCUUGGCAGUCUAAUCAUUUUACAUAUUAAAUCGCUAAAAAGGCUUUGCUCAUAUAAAGGUAUAUUAUUUGCAUCUGAACAUGGUGGACGGUGCUCUAUUUUUAUUCCAUAGCCCCAUUCCAGUGGCAUUAACAUUAAAGGUGGGAAGUGGAGAAUGAAAUGUUCUCUGCGCCCCUCUGUAAUUUAACUCAUUGUUCGGGUGAAAAUAUGGUCUGUAAUAGACAUGGACAUCCUGCCAGCAUCUACAUGUAGCGGACAAUAUAACAGCACAUUGGAUGAGCAUUUACCGGGUCUUGCUCUCCUGACCGCUUUAAUUUUCCCCUGUUCUGAAAUAGGCCUGAAUGUUGGUGUCAGCAUGUUUCCGUCAGAUUGGCAAAGACAUUUGUAAAUAUUAAAAUCACCCCACUAUCACCUAGAGAAAUAAAUCCAGUCUAAAUGUGGCUUGUUUCUACAAUUUAUUCUUCAGUUUGGAAUGUCCAAUUCCCCAUGCAUUACAGUCUUGUAACUGGUUAUUUGUUUAAUACGGCUUCAUAUUUCAUUACAGUCAGACUCUCUCUGUCGAACUGUUGCACUCUGCUCCCCACUCAUGGUCUCUAAUUAAAAUGACAAACUGUGAUUGCAUGUUACGUUGAUAUUGCACAUAUUUUCCAUGUGUAUAUGAAUACAAAACACAUACACAACUGUGUUUGCAGCGUGGAGGGGGCUACACCUGCAUUUCAUUGGGCAAUCCUGUAUUGUAUAAUAUACAACAAUAAAGCUAGCUAAGCUAACUAGCCAAUAAUUUAUGAUUUUUCACUCUACUUAUAGACCCAAAGUAGGCAUGUUUUAUUUUUUUUUCAAGAUUAUCUUUUGGGUUUAAGCGCUAAAGAUCAACUGGCACGCACUUUCAAUUUAGGAGGACAAUGGCGUUCACCAAAAUGAGAACACAAGUACGAACAAUUCUGCGGUUUAAUAACACCCUCAUUAAUCUGACGUAGAUCUCUCUUCGGACAUUUGUGACGAACAAAUUUGAGAAGAAACUUAGGAAGAUGUUGGUGAAUGAGGCCCAUAGUUACUACAUGGCUGGUUGCUAAACUAAUCAAUCUAACUAAGGCUGGCUAACACGCUAGCUAGCCAGGAACACGCCGAACGUACCACUUGUCAGUCACAAUGGUAACGGUAAAUGUGUCAGUGGCAAACUGGGAAGUAUGUCCACACAAUUAAUUCAGGAGAUGUGUUUCCCAUCAACUCUACUCCCACAGCUGUCUGCGAGCCUCUUUUGUGGAGCAGUUUGCAUUCAACGCAUCAACAUUUGUUGAACUCAAUGUAAAAGAUUUAUGCAGACGCAGGCUAAUGUGCCCUUGCAAGAGAAUCCACUGAUCACAGCAAGUUUGAUGAGUUGCUCCUGUUCUAGUUUAUAUUGGCAACUUCAUCACCUCAGCUAACAUAUUGAUUUUGGCACACUGAGCACCCCUUUCACAUUAGACUCCAUCAUAUAUAUUUGAAUCAGUGUCCUACCAUCCAAAAUGUUGAUUAUCCAAAUGAAAUGUAUUUCUCUCAGAUAAA